Messenger RNA from Alternaria postmessia, 1959 nucleotides. RefSeq lists its product as uncharacterized. The transcript has 4 exons. The record is from RefSeq and is a predicted model, not a curated record. Bases 1 to 1959 code for a protein of 652 amino acids. Gene Ontology annotation, biological process: DNA repair; DNA alkylation repair. Gene Ontology annotation, cellular component: nucleus. NCBI's taxonomy places the organism in Eukaryota, Fungi, Ascomycota, Dothideomycetes, Pleosporales, Pleosporaceae. Gene Ontology annotation, molecular function: dioxygenase activity.
AUGGACGCGUUCGUGUCGCGAAAGAGGAAGUGGGCUGAACAAUCACCAAAGUCGGUAGAGAAUAUAAGCGUGCAGCAAGAAGAGGACUCUACCGACUUCAAGCUGGCUAUACUGGCAUCUCUACACCCCAAACUCGACGAAGGCACCCUGCUUGAAGCAUUGCUCGCCGCUGAUGGACAUGUGGAACAAGCCUCGGAGUCGUUAUCGCAGCCGAGGAAGCGGCCUGCAUCAUCUACAGUUGGCUAUCAAUCAUCGUUGAGCUCGUAUCGCAUUACUCCGGCCAACGGGACAUCCACGAAAAAGCCAAUGGUAAAGAAAGGGAAGACACUGUUUCUUUACAGCCCAGAGGAUGUUGAAGCACACACGCCUUGCUCCAUCAUCCAUAACUUCCUCCCCGCAAAGCAAGCAGAAGCACUGCUGUCUCAAUUGUUGGAAGAAGCGUCCUCGUACAAUAGGUAUAAGUUCAAGCUGUUCGAAAGAGUAGUUUUGAGCCCGCACACGUAUUCCUUCUACGUCAACAGCCUAGAAGAGGCAGAAAAACAGAAGACGGAGUACAUUUACAACGGCGGCGAGCUCGAGGAUGUCCGGCAAAGCACAUCAGAAAUGCUCAACGCAUGUCCCCAGGUUGAAGAGGCCGUCAACCGCGAAAUCCAACGCAGGAUCCGCGACUUCUACCCCUCCGGCAAGAAACUCAAAUACCAAUCCCCUCACCCAUGGAAAGCCAACACAGCCUUUGUGAACUGCUACGAUGGACCACAAGAAAGCGUCGGCUACCACGCGGAUCAAUUGACCUACCUUGGCCCAAGAGCCAUCAUUGGCAGUCUAAGCCUGGGAGUAGCGCGCGAAUUCCGCGUUCGCAAGAUCCUCGCCGAAGACGACUCUGUGCACCGCAAACAAGACGGCUCACUGGCCGAUGCGCAGGGCCAGAUUAGCAUCCACCUGCCGCACAAUUCGCUCCUGGUCAUGCACGCCGAGAUGCAGGAGGAAUGGAAACACUCGAUAGCUCCGGCUCAAGCUAUCGAUCCUCACCCACUUGCAAAGAAUAAACGGCUGAAUAUCACGUAUCGUUUUUACAAGGAUAGUUUGCAUCCGAGGAAGAAGGAGAGUAGAGGCAGGUACAUGUGGAUGUGUCAUGCAGGUUAUGUGCCGGGGAGGGAGAGCUGCGGAUUUUUCCAGUGGGCAGAGUUUGAUGAGGAUGGGGAGCCGCCGUGGGCUGGGAAGAUCAAGAAGGAGGAACGAAGGAGUGGGGAAGAAGGAAGAGCUGGUGUUGAACAUGUAUCAAUACCGCUGGUACACUACACUGGACAACAAAUCGGAACUUUACUCGGACCUAUUCUACCGCCAUACCAACCAAACAUGCCACCUCUCUUCCCCUACCAAGCCAUCAUGCUCCGACCACAGAUCGAUCGAACCGGAGACCACAUACCACUGUCAACCUCUCCGCCAGCCAAUGAGAUACUGGAUAGUCUUCUCACAGGCUAUCUUUGGGGCUGUCUCCUUGUGGCUUUGUUUCUCGUCGUAUACUUCGCCAUCAGCUUCUGUGUCUGGGCGAUUGGGGCGGCGCUGACUACUAUCGAUACGGUAAUGGACCGCCUUCGACCACGCGAUGUUCACCCGGGCGCCCACACGGAUGCUGUGUUGAUGGCAUCCCCCUUGUCCAAGACGUACGAGACUGCAUAUCCGGAGCGGAUCUUCUCGUUGAGCGAGGACGAUAUGCAGAUGUGGCCAUGUGACAAGACUGAUAAGGGCCUGGAGCAUGCAAUCUCGCGCACAGAGAGAGACAUAGUGCUAGAAGAGAAGGGGGCAGAAGAAUCUCUGGAACUUCGCAUUGUCGGUAAUUCCAUCGAUGAUCCUAUUCAUCACACAUCUUCUGGCGAUGUGAUCAUCGUGGACACUAUCCCUAAUACCUCCAACGCCUUUCCUGGUCUCGAUCGCCUCGUUGUUUCUAUACAACUCUGA